Messenger RNA from Rana temporaria (common frog), 1671 nucleotides. It is a transcript of the gene RPP40, whose product is annotated as ribonuclease P/MRP subunit p40. The record is from RefSeq and is a predicted model, not a curated record. Lineage: Eukaryota; Metazoa; Chordata; Amphibia; Anura; Ranidae. Gene Ontology annotation, cellular component: multimeric ribonuclease P complex; ribonuclease MRP complex. Gene Ontology annotation, molecular function: ribonuclease P activity; ribonuclease MRP activity. The transcript has 8 exons. Gene Ontology annotation, biological process: tRNA 5'-leader removal; endonucleolytic cleavage in ITS1 to separate SSU-rRNA from 5.8S rRNA and LSU-rRNA from tricistronic rRNA transcript (SSU-rRNA, 5.8S rRNA, LSU-rRNA); tRNA 3'-end processing. Bases 166 to 1245 code for a protein of 359 amino acids.
UAGCUCUCUCCCCAGCAGAUGGCAGUGUCGUUCAGUGUCGCCCCAGGCACAGACGGCCGUACAGGGAGGCAGGCAGGAAAUGCUGAGGAGAUCCUCCUCUUCCUCGUCUCGUAGUUCGGGUCUGGUCAGUAAGUCACGUUUGUUACCAUUAGGGGUUCAGGAAGAAUGCUGCCUGCGUUACAGACGUGUCCCCGGCACCUGCUGGUGUGUGAGAAGUCCAGUUUCCUGGCGGAGAAGUCCCGGCAUGCCUCCCACGUGGAGACACACUACUAUAACUAUGCUGUAUCUAUUUUGUUACCAGAAUGUGGACAUUUACCAGUAAAAUUGAAGAAUGCAAUUGAUGGUUUGGGGAAUUAUUAUCUUGUAAAAGACUUACCAAUACAUGAGUUUAUAACGCAAGAAUUCAGAGAUACAUUUUUAAAAAAAGGUCUGUUUUAUGCACUUUCAUAUAACACAAGAAUUGAUCAGGAUAAUGUUGCAGCCCUGCUACCAACAGGAAAGCUUAUUAUAUCAGUGGAUAAAGAUACAUAUGAAGAACUAGGUUUGCAGGGCAAGCCAUCUUUGUAUUCUGGAAAAAAAACUAUGAGAUAUAUUGUUAAUCUAGAUCUGACAAAUGAGGCUCUCUCCCAGGAUGGCAAAAAAUUUCAGCGUGUGAGAUGGGCCUUUACUGAGAAGAAGCCUUUGAAGUUCGAUUUCCUCCUAGCAUGGGAUAACGCAGAAGCACCUACUAUAAAGACGUAUUUUUCAAAAUAUAUGGUCAAAGAAUGCCCAUUUAAGAUCAGUUCUGUUGUUUCCAAAGAUGUGCUUUGUCCUGUAUUGAAGAGUAAAGAAUUUCAUGGGAAAGAGGGGGAGUCUUGUAGUGCUAUGGAGAUUUUCGAGUGGCUGGGUGCUGUAAGCAAUAACAUCAAUUGCAACAAUCCGGCAUCCAGUUUCAUAUCAAGCUUUUGUUGCCCAGAUCCAAAUAUUUUGGUAGAGAGAGCUUAUGUAUGCACUAUUACUGGAUUCAUAACACCAGCAAAAAUAAUGCAGUUGUUACAGCAGCUACGAGAAUAUUUUGAUGAACUAAAAUUAAGUCAAUGGGCAUCCCUUAUGGUGAAUGGAUUUGCAGACAGUCCUGUAUCUUGGAAAGAAAGUGAACAUGGAUUUUUUAAAGGUGGUGAAAAUUUGUACAGUUUUAUUGUCUUUAACAAUGAAGACUACUGGCUACACAUGGCUGUUGGGACACACGAUGGCUGCCCACCAUAAUUAUCAUUUGUUGAUGGCAACUUUAACAUUGGUGCUUCUCUGUUUAAUCACUGCUGUCAGAUGAUUUGGAAUCCUACGUGAAAUUCAAGGGAGUUCUUUUAUUCAUCACAAAGACUGGAAACUUACAAUAUCAGAAUUGUAUGCAGCAUGAUCUGCUGUUGAAGCGGCCUGAACAUAGUUUCUGUUGCACUCUGUGAGUGUUGUGUGGGUGGAAUUCAGUCUAUGUAAAUAAUGUGGCGAGUUAAAGGAGUUGAGGAUAGACUGAAUGCGAACAUACAGAUAGGUCGAAAACAGUAAAAACCGAAUUUACACUUCAGAUUUAUGAUUGAAUUAUUUUAGAAAAUACAUAAUUUUUGUAACAAAAUUGCGACUACAGAUUUGUGUGUAACCCUGAAAAUAAAGGGUGCAUGUUUUGCACAUACUGUU